Molecule: messenger RNA, 3887 nt
Organism: Cyprinodon variegatus (sheepshead minnow)
Lineage: Eukaryota; Metazoa; Chordata; Actinopteri; Cyprinodontiformes; Cyprinodontidae
Gene: mthfr
Product: methylenetetrahydrofolate reductase (NAD(P)H)
Exons: 12
Coding region: 229-2301 (690 amino acids)
Biological process (GO): tetrahydrofolate interconversion
Cellular component (GO): cytosol
Molecular function (GO): methylenetetrahydrofolate reductase [NAD(P)H] activity; FAD binding
Source: RefSeq, a predicted model, not a curated record
AGGGUCCUUUAAACACCCACCCCAGCAUGCGUCAUCAAUACAAACCUAACGUCUCAAACAUCUUGGAUUAAUCGACACAUGCUUUCAAACAUCGAUACGAAGAGGACGCAUCAGUGUUGUUUUGUUAAAAAUAAUUAACGACCGAUUUGCGUCCAUCUUUGAGACAGGGACCAUAACGGUCCGGCACUUAGUAGCAUCCGUCUGGAAACAAGAACCCCAGAGCCGCCGAUGCAUGAGGUCCUUCUGGAUCUGGAUCCUUCGUUAACAGAUUGGCUCCCUGAACCCCGCAGGGCUGGAGCAGCUUUAUUUACAAAAAUGGUGAACCAAGUUCAACAAGUGGAUGGCUGCUGGCAUUCAUGUAAAGGCGACUCGAGCGCAGCCAGCAACAGCAGCGGGGAGAGCUCCAAGGAGAGCUCUCGAUGCUCAACGCCAGUACUAGAUGCAGAUCGCAUUGACCGACUGCGAGAAAAGAUGAGGAAGAGGAUUGAUUCUGGAGAUCAUUGGUUCUCUCUGGAGUUCUUUCCUCCUCGCACAGCUAGCGGGGCUGUCAACCUCAUCUCAAGAUUUGACCGAAUGGGUUCUGGAGGACCCCUCUUUAUUGAUAUCACCUGGCACCCAGCUGGAGACCCAGGCUCAGACAAAGAGACCUCAUCUAUGAUGAUUGCUAGCACAGCAGUGAAUUACUGCGGCCUGGAGAGCAUCCUCCACCUCACCUGCUGCAACCAAACCAAGGAGAAGAUCACAGGCUACCUGGCUAAAGCAAAGCGUCUGGGGCUGAAAAACAUCAUGGCUCUAAGGGGAGAUCCAGUGGGAGACGACUGGGAGGAGGAGGAAGGAGGCUUCAGCUACGCCGUUGACCUCGUCAAACACAUUCGAUCAGAGUUUGAUGAAUACUUUGAUAUUUGUGUUGCUGGCUACCCAACAGGCCACCCUGAGGCAGAAAGCUAUCAGCAAGAUCUCCAGCACCUGAAGCAGAAAGUGGAUGCAGGGGCGGACUUUAUCAUAACACAGCUAUUUUUCAGGGCUGACACGUUCUUGAAGUUCCUAGAUGACUGCAGGGCAAUUGGCAUCACGUGUCCCAUCCUACCUGGAAUCUUUCCUAUUCAGGGAUACCAGUCUUUACGUCAGCUUGUCAAGCUGUCUAAACUUGAAGUACCAGAGGAGAUCACCAAAGUAAUUGAACCCAUCAAAGAUAACGAUGCUGCUAUCCGUAACUAUGGAAUCCACCAGGCAGUGGGGAUGUGUCGCGAACUGCUGGACAGCGGAAAGGUACCUGGCCUCCAUUUUUACACACUGAACCGAGAAGUUGCAACCAUGGAGGUCCUCCGACAGCUGGGCCUCUGGAUAGAAGACCCCAGGCGUCCUCUUCCUUGGGCUGUUAGUGCCAACCCUAAACGGAAAGUGGAAGAUGUCCGACCCAUUUUCUGGGCCUCAAGACCAAAGAGCUAUAUCUACAGGACACAGGACUGGGACGAGUUCCCCAACGGUCGAUGGGGAAACUCUUCAUCUCCAGCUUUUGGGGAGCUUAAUGACUACUACCUGUUUUACUUAAAAAGUAAAUCCUCUAAGGAAGCCCUUCUCCAGAUGUGGGGAGAGGAAUUAAAGAACGAACAAAGCGUCUUUGAGGUCUUCACAUGCUACAUCACUGCCCAGCCAAACCGAAUUGGACAGAGGGUGAUGUGUUUACCCUGGAACGAUGAGCCAUUGGCCCAAGAGACCAACCUUUUAAAAGAUGAGCUUGAGAAGGUGAACAAACGUGGAGUCCUCACUAUCAACUCUCAGCCCAAUAUCAAUGGCAAACCCUCCACAGACCCCAUAGUAGGCUGGGGUCCGCCAGGGGGAUACGUCUUUCAGAAGGCCUACCUUGAGUUUUUCACCUCUAGUGAAAAUGUCUCGGCUCUCCUCAAGGUCCUGAAGAAAUACGAGCCUCGUGUCAACUAUCACAUUGUCAAUGUGCACGGACGUAACAUGACCAACGCACACGAGAUGCAGCCCAAUGCGGUUACAUGGGGCAUCUUCCCAGGCAGAGAGAUUGUCCAGCCCACUGUGGUCGACCCAGUCAGCUUCAUGUACUGGAAGGAUGAGGCCUUUGCUUUGUGGAUCGAACAGUGGGCCAAACUCUACGAAGACGAGUCGCCGUCACGAAUGAUCAUCAAAUACAUCCAUGAUAACUACUUCCUGGUCAAUCUGGUGGACAAUGACUUUCCUCUGGAGAACUGUCUAUGGCAGGUCAUCGACGACAUGUUCGAGCUCCUGGACGCUCCGCCCGACGUGCUCAGCGAUGGGGCCGUUUCAGAAUAAACUACUGUUUGAAAGAACCUGUUUAGGAAAGAAAUCAUUCAGGAUCCUUUCUCAUUUCACAGUUUUUAAGUGCCUUAGUAAAAUGCUAAUGUAUUUAACUGAAUUUUUUAUAGUGUUUUGUAGAUGCUGAGUGAAUAUGUUAACAUGGAAAAUGUUCUGUUUCAGGUAAAUAGGAAAUGCAGCACAUUUUAGUUAUGGAGCAAUACAGCGACUUAAAAAAAUCUGCGACAUGAUUAGGAAAGAAAACUAAAUGUAUUUUAUGUAGCACCAGUUUAUAACUAAUGAUGUCUGAUACAGACGGAUCCAGUGAGUAUGAGAAAUAUAUUUUCUCAUUUCAAUCUGAUAAACAGAUUGAGUUGCAUACAUGCCAAUAUUUUUCAAGUUAUUAAGCUGUUUGAAGGGAACCCUGCGAAGUGUCUUUAAUCACUGACGAAUGGCAAUACCUCCUGAAUGAACCUGUAGAGAGAGGACUGGUAGUAAGAUAUGUUGGAUGAGAGGAGAUUACAGUUAGUUGCAGCAAUAGCUCCUUUAUUCUUCUCUCUGAAAGAGUGAUGGGGCUGGAACAUGAGCUUACAGGCGGCAAUAGCUCAGCUGAUGGAUCUCUGGAUGGUGUCAAAGCUCAGCAAAAGUAAAUGAGGGAGUCAAAACGAAAAAAAACAUGUUUACAAAAAAAUAACAAAUAUGAAAAUACCUAAGCACGCACAACUAAAAGCUUGUUAAAGGAAUUUGCAAAUGUAAAAGAUUUUUUCAUACCUGUAUUUUUUUUUUCAGCUGACAUUUUUCUUCCAAACUGCAAGCGGGUCAAAUUUAGAUUAAGUUACACACUUUCCACUUUUACCCUAAUUACAAUAAACUGGUAAAAAAAAAAAAAGGUUUCUCCAAGGAAACCCCAGCAAAUUGUAAUUAGUCUCUGACUAUGCAGCAAUCUAUCAUUUUCCUUGUUUUUUUAACCUCUUUUUGCUUGUGGUUAUUAUUUUAGUUGUGUACCACAACAUGUUUUUUUUUUUUUACUAACAACAGCUAAGAGAAGUGUUUUGGUUUGCCUAAACUUGCAUCAUCUUGUGUUGCCAAUUCAAAACCAAUUGGUGAAGGGAAAUAUAGGCAUAAGCAGAAAUAUUUCUGAAUGAAUGGUUUAUAUUGUUCUUUUAGUUUUUUUUUUAUUCUGUAAAAAAAUCCUUUUGCUUGAUUUAUAUAUCAAAAGAAAUGUGUCUUAAUGGCUCUUUUCCCAUAAGGUGAGCAGUUGCCUUUAUACAAUAUGCAGUUUUCCUUUGAGGUUUGGAGUCUCAUUUCUCUUUACAAAAAAUGAAAACAAAACAGUCUCAUAAAUAAUGAAUAUGUCAUGUUUUCUUUGUUCUAAUAAGUUUUUCAUUGUCUUUUUUUAGAAUUCUGUGAGGUUUGAGUGUUACCUAAGCUUUUACACAUUUUAAUCAUGCAAUAUUAGAUGUAGAGUGAGGCUUUUUAAUGUGAUAAUGGCGCUUUCAGAAAAUCUAUCAACUGCUUUGAUAUGUUUGAACGGUGCUUUGUUUUUUUUUUUCCUAUAUAGAAAUGCUCUUAAAUUUGAUGGAGAAAAAAAAACUAAAAUAUGA